Camelina sativa (false flax) is the source of this 1335-nucleotide messenger RNA. The record is from RefSeq and is a predicted model, not a curated record. Lineage: Eukaryota; Viridiplantae; Streptophyta; Magnoliopsida; Brassicales; Brassicaceae.
AUGGCUGACUCAGUGUUCUCCUCUGCACGAAAGGCACACUUCUUCAAGCCCAUUCUCCGAGGCUUCAACACCAAAAACAACUCACGAUUAACCAAAGGAUGGGAAAAAUUCGCAGUGGCUCACAAUCUUUAGGUUGGCGACAUUGUUUUCAGACACGAAGGAAAUCUCUUGUUUCAUGUUACACCUCUUGUUUCGGUCACACCUUUUGGAAUGAGUUGCUGUGAGAUACUUUAUUCACAAAAAGAUGAGGAAGAUAACAAGAAAAAGACGGGUAAAACCUCAAUUGAUCUGAGUAAACUGUGCAAUGAGAUAAUUCUAAUGGAUGAAAAAGGCAGGCCAUCGAAAAUACAACUGUGUUACCAUAAAUCAAGUAAUAGUUUUUGUGCCAGCCGAGGUUGGAGAGCUUUCUGCUGCAUGAAUGGGCAUAAAACUGGUUGUUUCUUAAAGAUCGUAUUGGUCCAUAAUGGAAAAACACCCGUGCUUCGGAUUUUUCCUUUGGAGAGGGAUGAGGACGGCAUUGGAAAGUAUUCGGAAAAGAUUAAGCAAGAAGUAGAACAUGAGUCUGCGAAAGACGAGAAGAACGUGGAAUCAUUGUCUUUGUCAAAUAAUUCUAGCUUUGUGGUAUCUGUCACAGUUUCUAAUCUAAGGGAAGACAGACUGUAUCUUUCAAUAAAGCUUUCAAGAUCAAACAUACCGGAGGACAAAAUUCACGAGAGAAGUUUAAUACACAACCAGGGAAGAACAUGGGCGUUAUGUUUAAAAUACAGUAAAUCCUCCCGUAAGUUUAGCAUCUCACACGGCUGGAAAACUUUCUGUGAUGCAAAUGGUCCAAAACCUGAUUGUACUUUCAUAUUCAACCUGCAUCUUUCAAUGACUCUGUGGGACCAAGACGGAGUAGCAUGGGACAAGAGAUGAAAUUAGGUUGAAAUUCAUGAAUCCAAGACUCAGAUUCCGUUUGAAAAGUUAUGUUUGAAUCAUCCUGUUAUUUUUUUUGGAUUCAUCAGGUCGUUAAAAGCCUGCAUAUAAACAUAUUGCUUUGUGAAGCCUAAACAUAUUUGCUUAAUUGCAUUUUGUGCAAGUGGUAAAGUAUAAUGAUGAAAGGUAUAUCAUUUGUUCGCCUUUUGUGUAAAUUUCUUGUCGACAAACAAAAUGAUAUCGAGUCAACAAUUCUUGAGUAUCAUAAAUUAUAAGCUAUAGUAAGUGAAACUGUUAUCGAAUAUAAGCAAUUGUAUGUCAUCGACCUUCAAUUCAGAUACAGUGUCCAUCAAUGCAACACGAUACAAUCAAAGACCAGGCCUUAACUAGGAAACAUGGAAAUCCAAAAACACUUGCAAA